AUGUUUAUCUGGGGUCAGGCUUCCCAAUCAGUUGUCAAGCCUCAUUUAAGUGUAUCUUUCUCUGCAUCCAUCAUUCUCUUCCUUGGUCGAGCUUGGGAUGCCAUUUCGGAUCCUCUGAUUGGAUAUGCCGUGAGCAAGAGUGGCCGGACCAGAAUUGGCAAACUUAUUCCUUGGAUUGUGUUCACAAUACCACUUGGGGUCCUGUCAUACGUUAUGCUCUGGUAUACCCCACAGGACACCAUGUCCUCUGGCUUCAGUUUCGGCUGGUACUUCACAUGGUGCUGUCUGUUUGACACCUUCAUGAGUUGCUACCAUGUGCCAUAUUCUUCUCUAAACAUGUUUCUGGGGGGAAAUGAGAAGGAUCGAGACUCAGCCACUGCUUACAGAAUGGGCAUGGAAGUGUUCGCUACACUGGCGGGAGCUGCCAUUCAGGGUCAGAUAGUGGGGGUGCACCAUGCCAAGAGGACACACGUCUGCAGUUUGCAGAAUGACACGGAAGGGCCUUCUGCGAACACCACUGAAUCACUGGAUGACAUAUCUGACACUCUACAAAAUACAAGAAGUGCCUAUUUGACUGGAGCAUUAGUAUUGGGAAUGCUGUACUUCCUGUGCUGCCUCGUGCUUUUUCUUGGAGUGAAGGAGCAGUUGGCCCCUCUGAGUAAACUGGACCGCAUAAAUGUCCCCUAUCUAACUGGUAUAAAGAUGAUGGUGGGCCAUACUCCAUAUGUGCGGCUUGUAUUUGGCUUCCUGUUUACUUCAUUAGCCUUCCAGAUGGCUCAGGGAAAUUUUGCCCUCUUCUGCACUCACACAACAAAUUUGGGAGCAUAUUUCCAGCAUCUUGUUCUCAUACUAUUGACAGUAGCCACAAUAUCCAUCCCAGUGUGGCAAACAGUAUUAGUCACAAUAGGCAAGAAAACCACCAUAUUCAUCGGCCUAUCAUUUUAUAUCCCAGCACUAAUUGUGAUAUCCCUAGUGAAAAGUAAUUUACCCGCCUUCAUUAUGAUGUCCAUGUUAGCUGGCACGAGUCUGGCAUCCGUCUUUCUACUCCCUUGGUCAAUGUUGCCAGAUGUAGUGGAUGAUUUCAAAGUCAAGAACCCAUCAUGCCAGGAUCUAGAACCAUUGUUCUACUCCUGCUAUGUUUUCUUCAACAAAUUCGGAGGAGGCAUGUCUGUUGGAGGCUCUACGUUGGUAUUACAUUUUGUAGGAUACAAGCCUGGUGCUUGUAAACACAAUCCAGAGGUCAUAUUUGCACUGCGGGUGCUCUUCGCUCCAGUGCCAAUCUGCCUGCUGCUCAUCAGCUUGAUGAUUUUUUGCUUUUAUCCCAUCAAUGAAGGGCGACGGAGGAAAAUCCAGGAUGCAUUAAGGAAAGCAGGGUAUGUGUUUGUGUUUGUAUCACCUUGA
Sinocyclocheilus grahami is the source of this 1401-nucleotide messenger RNA. RefSeq names its product sodium-dependent lysophosphatidylcholine symporter 1-like. NCBI's taxonomy places the organism in Eukaryota, Metazoa, Chordata, Actinopteri, Cypriniformes, Cyprinidae. The record is from RefSeq and is a predicted model, not a curated record. Gene Ontology annotation, biological process: carbohydrate transport. Gene Ontology annotation, molecular function: symporter activity. Bases 1 to 1401 code for a protein of 466 amino acids. The transcript is spliced from 12 exons. Gene Ontology annotation, cellular component: plasma membrane.